This is a messenger RNA of Spea bombifrons (plains spadefoot toad), 798 nucleotides long. RefSeq names its product transmembrane protein 138 (gene TMEM138). Gene Ontology annotation, cellular component: cilium. The transcript has 4 exons. Lineage: Eukaryota; Metazoa; Chordata; Amphibia; Anura; Pelobatidae. The coding region runs from base 55 to 543 and encodes 162 amino acids. The record is from RefSeq and is a predicted model, not a curated record.
UCACCGUAAUGUGUGUUCGUCUCAUCCUGCAGGUCAGGCGGUUGUCGGUGAAGAAUGCUCCAGCCCGGUAACUACAGCUUGGUUCUCUCUCUUCAGUUCCUGCUGCUUUUCUUCGACCUUUUUGUGAAUUCCUUCUCUGAGCUCCUGCGCUCGGCUCCUGUCAUCCAGCUGGUCCUCUUCAUACUGCAGGAUGUGGGAACUCUUUUUGCAGCAAUCGUCCUCUUCCUUAUGCUGUUCAACACGUUCGUAUUCCAGGCCGGGCUUCUGAACCUUCUGUGUCAGCGGUUCCAGGUCACCGUCCUAAUGUGUGCUCUCUACUUGGCCCUCAGCGUGUCCCUGCACGUCUGGAUCAUGAAUCUACGGUGGAAAAAUGAAAACACCUUUAUCUGGUCUGACGGACUGCAGGCUUUAUAUGUGCUGCAAAGAUUUGCGGCGGUCCUGUAUUUCUACUUCUACAAGAGGACAGCUCUGAUCCUGGGAGAUCCGCGGUUCUACCGUGACUCCCUCUGGCUGCGCAAGGAGUUUGCAAGAAUACGCGGAUAAAACUCUGCAUUGGGGAUGAAAAGUGUAAUCUUAUGGCUGGAUCACCGUGGGAGCAGCAAAUACCAUGCGUAUUGACAUGCAUGGUCCAACGUGUUACAUCCCUUCCGUCAUAUGAGGCCAGUAGAUCAGAUACCAAGUAGUAUUACUAAACACAAAGUAUCAUGUUUUACAGACCUCUUUAUGACUUCUUUAUGGCCACUUUUGUUUUUACAAUAAUAUAUUUUUAAAGAAAAGCUUGGUUGUCAAGAAAUAAAA